CUGGGAUGGGGGGAGGUGGCAGUUCUCACACACACAGGGGCUCUAAGUGGCCCUGGAUAUGGAUUUUACUUCUUCUGCCCCCCCAUCCCACCCCAGGGCAGGAACUGGGUUCGGCGCGCGGAGAGGCCGUCACCGCUACGUGGCUGGAGAAUGGACGGCUCAGGAGGUCGGUGGACUCCACGGAUGAGAUGGCGCCCCCCCGAGGGGAGAUCCUGGUGACCGGCCAAAAAAGACGACUCGUCCUGGAGGUGGAGAAAAACCACCUCCUGCUGUCCCCCCGCUACACAGAGACCCAUUACACAUCUGAUGGACAGAGCGUGACAGUGACCCCAAACCUCACGGCUCAUUGUUAUUAUCACGGCCGGGUGCGGGGCCAGCGAGACUCCUCGGUCGCUCUCAGCACCUGCGCGGGGAUCAGCGGCCUGAUCGUACUGAACAGUAAUGACAGCUACUACCUGAAACCAGUGAACGCGUCAGGACACCCAACCCACGCGCUGCACCGCACGGACCACCUGCCCAUCUCAGGGGGCACCUGUGGACACGAGAGCCACGGGAAAGGAGCCACAGACCCACUGGGCAGCUUCCUGUCUGGGUCCGGCCAUCACAGGAUGAAGAGGAAUGUCUGGGGAGCCCAGAAAUACAUGGAGCUCUUUAUCGUUGCUGAUCACAGCCUGUAUCUCCGGCAGAGCAGGAACCUGGGUCUCACCAAACAGCGCAUCCUGGAUAUCGCAAACUAUGUGGACAAGUUCUACAUGUCCGUGAAUAUCAAGGUGGCCCUCAUAGGCCUCGAGGUCUGGACGGAAAGGGACCAAUGUGACGUGACGGACGACGCCAACCAGACCCUGUGGAACUUCUUACUGUGGAAGCAGAAGACCAAGAAGAAGCACGAUAAUGCCCAGCUCCUCACAGGCGUUAAAUUCAGAGGGACCACCAUUGGCAUGGCGCCGUUAGAAGGCAUGUGUACCCCCGAGAAUUCUGGGGGUGUCAGCAUGGACCACGCGGACAUCGCGAUCGGAGCCGCGGCCACCAUGGCUCACGAAAUCGGCCACAAUUUUGGCAUGAGCCACGACAAUGAUGGCUGCUGUGUGGAGGCCACACCAGAGCAAGGAGGCUGCAUUAUGGCGGCUGCUACUGGACAUCCGUUUCCGCGCAAGUUCAGCUCGUGCAGUCAGAGGCAGCUGCGGAGCUACUUCCAGAAAGGUGGCGGCAUGUGCCUCUUCAACAUGCCCAACACCAAGGACCUGGUGGCCGGCAGGAAGUGCGGGAACGGCUUCCUGGAGGACGGGGAGGAGUGUGACUGCGGGGAGCCGGAGGAAUGCACCAACCCGUGCUGUAACGCCAAUAACUGCACUCUGAAGGCAGGGGCUCAGUGCGCCCACGGGGACUGCUGCCAGGGCUGCCAGCUGAAGGCGGCGGGGACUCUGUGCCGCGAGAUGUCCGGGGCAUGCGACCUGCCCGAAUACUGCAAGGGAGAUGCGCCUUAUUGCCCCCCUAACGUCUAUAUGCUGGACGGCUCGCCCUGCGCCUACGACGAAGCGUACUGUUACAACGGCAUGUGCCUGACUCACCACCAGCAGUGCGUGGACCUCUGGGGCCCAGGUGCACUUCCGGCCCCCGACAGCUGCUUCAUAGCCGUCAAUAAAGCCGGUGACAAAUACGGGAACUGCGGCAAAAGAGGGCAGGACCAAUACGUGUCGUGUAGGACUGAGGACGCCAAGUGUGGGAAGAUCCAGUGCCAGAGCAGCGCCCAGAAGCCUAGGGACCGGGGGAUGGUUCCGAUGGACACCACGAUCUGGCACAACGGCUACGAAGUGAAGUGUCGGGGGACGCAUUCUUACUCCGUCCAGGAAGACGACGGCGACUCUUCGGACCCAGGACUGGUGAUGACCGGGACCAAGUGCGGAGACGGCAGGGUUUGCCGGGAUGGAAGAUGCCAAAACGCCUCCUUCUUUGAGUACGAUAAGUGCAUGUCGCAGUGCAACGGGAACGGGGUCUGCAACAGCAACAGAAACUGUCACUGCAACUCCGGCUGGGGACCCCCGUACUGCGACAAGCCGGGCCAGGGGGGCAGCGUGGACAGCGGGCCCGUCACCGAGAGCUUUCAUGAAGGUCUCGUGGUCUUCCUGCUUCUCCUGUUUCUUUUCGGGAUCUUCUACUGGUAUCGGCAGCCGGGCUCCAGCUUGAAGAAGUGUCUGAAUAAGAGCAAAGCCAAAUGCGGUUUGGGAAGAGCCACCCAGCAGAAGAGGCAUCGAGGUGACGCAGGCACCGUCUCCACCUUGUGCAGUUUCCCGACUCCUGGCAGAUCCCAGAACGGUGCCUGGGGGGCAUUCCAAGGAAAGGCUGCGGCUUCCCAGCCGGUGAAUAUUGUGCGCCCUCUCCGUCCUGCCCCCGGCCCGGUUACCAAGCCCUCUACAGAGUCAAAACCACUGAGACCUCCUCCACCCAACCAUCAACCAGCAAGACCUCCUCCCGUGUCACCCGUCAUCCACCAAAAGGAAGGCACAGCGCACGGCAAGCUGCUCCCACCCAAGAAGCCUCUCCCCACGUGCCCCGUCAAGACCCCUCAGCUGAACCCUCCACGCAAACCGUUACCCGGAAACCCCGCGCAGAAAGAGACGUUUCUGGUAAUGACUCCGGCCGCGAACCACAAGCCUGCGCUCACCAAUGCUGCCGUCCAGCUGAAGCCCCCACACCGGCCCAAACCAGGAGGCAAAGUUCAAGCUGCAGCAGCCGCCUUCCUCCAAAAGAAGUGAAGAACCCGGAGCCGAGAGGCACCCGGAGCCUUAAGAAACUGAAUUGCACUAUUAGGAAUAAAAUACUCGUUGGGGGUUAGUACUUGUCGUGUACGACGGACGGCACCCACCCCGCGCAGACACAACGCCUACUCUGCGUGUUGUACGCUGAGGUUCCCAUUGAAAGUCUUCUCCACUGGCAUCGGGAACCGAGGAGAAACCGCCAUGGCUGCUGGAAAGGGCUGUAUUCUUUGGUUUACCUUUCAAUGGUCGUAGUGCGGAUGCUACGAUUGCGCCUCAAAGUCCAUAAUACAGCCUGAAGCCCCACCGAGCUGCCUCGUUGUUUAAGACAAGCUACACUUGAUAUGGUUCUAGAUGAGUCAACUGGCUCGUCACUGUCCACCUGCUUCUCUGCUGCUGGAGCUACGACGCUGACUCCAUGGCGAAGGAUCUGGCAUAUCUGCUGGACCACGUGGAGUUAUCACCAAACGAGCGCCGAGCGGCGGACAUGCUUGCUGUUGUCUGCUUUGGUCUUGAUUGCGCAAAAGCCUGCAAACCGGGGGGGGGGGCGGUGGUUCAUUGAAAAGAUGAUUCAGUUGAACGCCCUGUGAUGAUAGCUAUAGGUCUAGGUCAUGGUUGGGAGAAUCCAACAAAGAUGAUACUUAUAGGUCCAAAUUAUGGUUGGGACAUUACAACAAAGAUGACACUGGCCAGAACGUGUCGUGUUUGGGUUCAUCCAACAAAGAUGAUAGUUAUAGGUCCAGGUCAUGGUUGGGAUAGUCCAACAAGGAUGAUGGUUAUUAGGUCUAAGUUAUGGUUGGGUUUGUCCAACAAAGAUGGCACUGGCCGGGACAUGUCGUGGUCGGGUUUGUCCAGCAAAGAGCCAUCUCAUUACCCGAUUCUUCUGCUGGAAGACAUGACCUUCUUGGUGAACAAACCUCGAUCCGACAAAUGGUGACUAUCACCGGGAGCACUUCUACUACCAGAGCCAUGACUAUACGUCCAGGAGUUUUAUUAGAGGGAUGAUAAGGCCAGGUUCUCAGGAGAAUAAAACCAAAGGAACCAACCACAAUGGUAACCGGUAAUCCAAACCACCAACAACUGGUCUGUGGACAAUAAAAAAGCGCUAGACACACAGCAGCAAAGAUGACAAUCAUCCGGGAAUGACAAUCCUCCAUAUUUAUCUGCCCACCAAGACGCUUUAGGAAACCCCAUGAUGAUCUCCCGUUCCGAGCUAUGGGUGACGUAACAAUCUGCCGGGUCAUCCAGACCCUCCGUUCUGUGGCCUUGUCUUUGAGCUUCCGGCUUCUGAAGAGGGUUCUCCCAGAUCCCGGAGAACCAAGAACCCUUAAAGGACAUCAGCGGAACCAUAGAUAUAAAAACGCACAUUUAGUCCAGGGAGGGGUGACGCCGGACGCAUGCCAUGCCGGUUACAAGGGGUUAAUGUGACCAGGUGCUGUGCAAUAUAGAGUAGUCUAUUCCACAUGGUGCUAUGACCUGCAGGCUGCACUGAUCUGAUACAUGCUACCUCUCCUGCUCUCCGGCCGCCAGUAUUAUCGCCAUUUCUGUCCAGGCCAAGUUGCUUUCAUGCCUAGCCGGGUCUAUGUUAGCGCUUUAACCCUUUGUCAACACAUUUUCCAGAGGGUUAAAUCUGACCCAAUUUCAACAUAUAUUCUACUUUAUGUGAAUCUCGACGAAGAUUUAGAUUAAGGCCGCUUAAUCUUCUAAUAUCCGAGAGAGAGAAAAAAAAAUGUAAAAAAAUCUUCCCAAGUGUGACCAAACCUGUCACAUGACCAGACGCGUCACAGUAACACGGGGGGGGGGGGCAAUCAGACAAUGUUCAGAUUAUUUUUUUUGUAUUUUAAAAAUUCCCUAUCCAGUUAAAAAAAAUAAUAAUAAUAUUCAAAAAUAUUUUAAUAAAUAUUUAUAAAGGAAAAUAAUUGAGAAGCCCCCGGAUACAUUGAGAAGGGGGUAGUUACUUGGGGCAUGGCUGACCCUGCCGGCCCCUGUAUAAUGCAUAAGGAAAGCCCCUGUGUCACGGCGUCAGCGACUCCAGGUACCGUUACUCUGCAGGAUGUUUACAGGCCUUUUAUAUACUGCGUAAUAUUUCAUCUGUGGUACGGAAAAUAUCAAAAUGUUAAUAAAAUGUACGUUUUUUUUAUACUUGAAAUAAACUUUUAUUAUCGA
This is a messenger RNA of Spea bombifrons (plains spadefoot toad), 4919 nucleotides long. RefSeq names its product disintegrin and metalloproteinase domain-containing protein 33-like. The record is from RefSeq and is a predicted model, not a curated record. Lineage: Eukaryota; Metazoa; Chordata; Amphibia; Anura; Pelobatidae. The coding region runs from base 6 to 2753 and encodes 915 amino acids. Gene Ontology annotation, molecular function: metalloendopeptidase activity. Gene Ontology annotation, biological process: proteolysis. The transcript is spliced from 23 exons.